GGUUGCCAUCACGUGGAGGGAUAGGGAAUUAUUGCAUUCAACAUUAAUAAAUAAAUAAAUAAAUAGGUACCUACCUAGGUAGGUAUGCCAACUCGGCAGCGAGGAGUCAAUGCCACUUUGGUUACCUGUUCUACUUGCUGCAUUUUCGUUGCCUUGUUGCUUUACUUGGGCUUCGCACUGCCUAAUUCAGCUCGAUUGGCUACUAUGCGGUCGUGGGCCUCGCUUCUGAUGCCGCUUGUCACGGCAGUGGUUGCUCAGAAUGUCGAUCUGGGAUGGUACCCUCCCAGCAAUACGUCCAUAAAUAAUCUGACUGCCGUCCUCGACAAUCAAGGGGUAUACGGAUUUAUUUUUAACACCUCGGACACUCCUAAGGCCCAGUAUGGCGCGUACAAUUGGUGCAAUAUGCCUCAUGUUCGAAAGUCGGAAUAUGUCAAGCCGGCAGCUGAGUACAAGCUCACAUACGUGGAAGUGAUUCAGAGACAUCACAAGCGGACUCCGUAUGCGAGCAACGCUUUCCCGGUUGAGUCUUACCAUUGGAACUGCGACGACCAAGGUCUCUAUUAUUACGGGAGUCCCUUCGCAGUCGACAGCAGACAGCCCGCGCAUGGCUUCUGGAAAGGUUAUAUCUCGUCCGUCAACCCUUACACGCCGUCGGGUUGGAUAGGGACUUGCCAGUUUCCCCAGAUAACUUCUACCGGGCUUGACGAUUCGUGGGUCCACGGCCAAGAUCUGUACGGGGUUUACCAUGACUUACUCGGAUUUCUACCCGGCAGGGGGGAGGAUUGGCGAAGCAAGGUGACGUAUCGCGUGACCCAGAAUGUGAUUACGAGCCAAGUUGCCGGCAUGUUGAUCAACGGCAUGUGGGGAACGGCCGAUUCCGUACCCCUGAUGAUCCAAGCUGCCGGAGUCGACGGUUUGGAACCUCAAUACACCUGCAGCGUGGGCAGCAGCCUGUUCGGCGCGAUUAAAUCCUCUUCCAACACGCCUUGGCAAAAUCACCUGAAAGCCGCCGCAGACCUGUUCGAAACCUUGGAUAACAUAUCCGGGGUGUCUCCCAGCGACUCUGGCUUCCAUGCCAGUUUCGACCAUUACUUCGAUAAUCUUUCCGCGCGACAAUGUCACGCGAAACCGUUGCCGUGCAAGCUGAUAGACGGGGUUAACUCCACGACGUGUGUCGACCAAACGCUAGCUAACUUCGUGUAUCGCAUGGGACAGUGGGAAUAUUCGCAGAUGUAUCGCGACGCGCCUACGUCGCUAACUGCAUCUUCUACUACGUAUGGCGUCUGGGUUGCCGAGCUGAGCCAACAUCUGCGAGAUGCCAUAGCUAAUAAAGGAGGGCCCAUCUAUUUUCAUAACGUUGCACACGACGGGUCUAUUAGUCGAGUGCUAAGUAUACUACAAAUCGACGUUAUGGUGUGGCCUGGUAUGGGCAGCGAGAUAGUAUUCGAGGUGUAUAAACGAACUGGAAAAGCGACGCCAUUCCCGCCCCCAUGCAAUGGCACGAGUGCUAAGACAAGUACGGCGCAGUGGAUGGGAACGGGGACCGGUGGAUUCUUCAUAAGAGUUCUCUUCGGAGGAAAGACACUGAAGUCCUCGAAUCCCACCCUUGGGUUGCUUGAUAUGAUACCUGUGGAGACCCUGCUCGCAUAUUUCGACGGUUUGGUCGGAGCGGGUGCGAGCCUAGUCGUGAGUAAAUGCAAUGGAACGACACCUGUGUAAUUUUAAUAUCGAAGUAGAAACGUUCCGGGCAACUGGAA
This is a messenger RNA of Annulohypoxylon maeteangense, 1757 nucleotides long. RefSeq names its product phosphoglycerate mutase-like protein. Lineage: Eukaryota; Fungi; Ascomycota; Sordariomycetes; Xylariales; Hypoxylaceae. Gene Ontology annotation, biological process: dephosphorylation. Bases 85 to 1719 code for a protein of 544 amino acids. The transcript has 3 exons. Gene Ontology annotation, molecular function: phosphatase activity. The record is from RefSeq and is a predicted model, not a curated record.